This is a messenger RNA of Echinops telfairi (small Madagascar hedgehog), 990 nucleotides long. RefSeq names its product olfactory receptor 13C7-like. Gene Ontology annotation, biological process: G protein-coupled receptor signaling pathway. The coding region runs from base 1 to 990 and encodes 329 amino acids. NCBI's taxonomy places the organism in Eukaryota, Metazoa, Chordata, Mammalia, Afrosoricida, Tenrecidae. The record is from RefSeq and is a predicted model, not a curated record. The transcript has a single exon. Gene Ontology annotation, molecular function: olfactory receptor activity; G protein-coupled receptor activity. Gene Ontology annotation, cellular component: membrane.
AUGACGGAUGGGAGAAACCAGACAAUCCUCAGGGAGUAUAUCCUCCUGGGGUUGUCUCAGCACCAUAAUGUAGAGAUAGUCCUGUUUCUGCUUUGCCUGGGCAUCUACUCCAUGAAUUUGAUGGGGAACUCCCUCCUCAUAGGGCUGAACUGGCUGGACCCCCGGCUACACAGCCCCAUGUACUUCUUCCUCAGCAACCUCGCCUUCAUGGACUUAGUAGGCACAUCUUCCUUUGUGCCACUCAUGCUGGUCAACUUCCUGCAAACCCAAAAGACCAUCUCCUUCCCUGGCUGUGCCCUACAGAUGUACCUGACCCUGGCUCUGGGCACCACCGAGUGCCUGCUCCUGGCUGUGAUGGCAUAUGACCGCUAUGUGGCUAUCUGCCAGCCACUUAGGUAUCCAGAGAUCAUGAGUGGGCAGAGAUGCACCUGGAUGGCAGGACUGAGCUGGGGGGUAGCUUUUGCCAACUCACUGCUACAGUCUAUCUUGGUCUGGCGCCUCCCCUUCUGUGGCCACAACGUCAUUAACCAUUUCUUCUGUGAGAUUUUGGCCGUGGUGAAAUUGGCUUGUGGUGACAUCUCUCUCAAUGCGCUGUCAUUAAAGUUGGCCACAACCUUCCUGUCACUGACCCCACUCCUGCUCAUCUCUCUGUCCUACGUCUUCAUCCUGGCUGCCAUCUUCAGGGUACCUUCAGCUGCAGGCCGGCGCAAAGCUUUCUCCACCUGCUCCGCCCACCUCGCCGUGGUGGUGAUUUUCUAUGGGACCAUCUCCUUCAUGUACUUCAGGCCCAAGGCCAAGGACCCUGACUCAGACAAGCUUAUUGCCUUGUUCUACGGGCUCGCGACGCCCUCCCUGAACCCCGUCAUCUACAGCCUGAGGAACGCAGAGGUGAAAGCCGCAGCCGGAGCUCUUCUGAGGGGAGAGCUGCUCGCUCGAAAAAUGCCCCUCUUCCAGGGCUGCACUGCUUCUCUGUGGGCCCGGAGGGGCUGA